This is a messenger RNA of Colletotrichum scovillei, 6100 nucleotides long. RefSeq names its product glycosyltransferase family 20. Gene Ontology annotation, cellular component: cytosol; alpha,alpha-trehalose-phosphate synthase complex (UDP-forming). Gene Ontology annotation, molecular function: alpha,alpha-trehalose-phosphate synthase (UDP-forming) activity. The coding region runs from base 920 to 2512 and encodes 530 amino acids. The transcript has 3 exons. Lineage: Eukaryota; Fungi; Ascomycota; Sordariomycetes; Glomerellales; Glomerellaceae. The record is from RefSeq and is a predicted model, not a curated record. Gene Ontology annotation, biological process: trehalose biosynthetic process; cellular response to heat.
GUAGACCAAGAAAAGCGUCAAAUCCAUUCGUACUUUUCUCCAUUGCCUUUGCUCAAAAUGCCCCACAAACCAAGUACCUCUACUUCUGGGGAAACGCAAGUUCUGCCUUACAGUAGUGCGCCAGUGUUGCAUCAGGUCGAGCUUUCUCCGUUGUGCAACUGCUGCCCGUCUAGUUUGGAUUGCACUGAGCCGGAUUGACACUUUCCUGCUUCUUCUCAACACCCUCUCGUCUGCCCUCUCACCCGCCAGGACCUCACUCAGUCAACAAACGCAGCUUGACAAGCCAACCACCGACUAGCCACCGUCCUCCGUCGCUUUCCACCUCACCCUAUUGUCACCCACCUGAGGUUCUCUCCUCUCUCCAUUCACCCAGACCAAGCUUGUCCUACAUUGCACUGCUUGUUUCUGUGCAUUGCGUUUCCACGUAGCUGGCGUCCGACAGCCCGGCUUCCUCCAAUACCACUGCAUCCCUACCGUCCCGUCCACAUACCUUAUACAUACACUGGUCGCCGUCGCCCUUAUUCGAAGCUUUUCUGCGAGCCACGAUUCACUCCCACCUCUCUCAGCAACUCAAGAAGCUACCGACUUUUGCGACGGAGCUGUGUCCAGCACCAAUCUGCCCAUUUUGGUCUCCCUCAGAGAAUCAAACAAGCACCAGCCCACCCCUGUGUGCUUUUCACGUUGCCGUCACUGGAGCUUUGGGUACUUGAUCUUCCUGGCAUUUACCCCUCCAUCAUCCCCGCAAGCUCAUCCCAGCCAGUCUCAGCUAACACCUUACCCUCCCGCCACAGGACACCCCAGCAUACCUUAGCUAUUCUUGUUCCCUAAUUACCUGCCACCCAUCGAACGAACCCUCCACGAAAUCUUUCGCACCACCAUCUUCCACCGAACACCUUCAGCACCAAGCAAAUCGCACAAGAUGCCUUCGCUCGUCCCCGACGAAGAGACUGCGCCUGGUCGCCUACUACUGCUCUCCAACCGACUGCCCAUCACCAUUAAGCGUUCCGACGAUGGCAGUUACUCCUUCUCCAUGUCCUCUGGUGGUCUCGUCACCGGCCUCAGCGGCCUGUCAAAAACGACCAGCUUUCAAUGGUACGGCUGGCCAGGCCUCGAAGUUCCCGAGAACGAAAUUGCCGGCAUGAAGCAGCGCCUCAAGGACGAAUACGAUGCUCACCCUGUCUUCAUUGAUGACGAGCUCGCUGACAAGCACUACAACGGCUUCUCUAACUCUAUUCUCUGGCCGCUUUUCCACUACCACCCCGGUGAAAUCACAUUUGACGAGAGCGCAUGGGCCGCUUACCGCGAAGUCAACCGCCUGUUUGCCAAGGCUGUCGUCCAGGACGUUCAGGAUGGCGAUCUGAUCUGGGUUCACGACUACCAUCUGAUGUUGCUGCCUGAGAUGCUUCGCGAGGAAAUCGGCGACUCCAAGAAGAACGUCAAGAUUGGCUUCUUCCUGCACACGCCUUUCCCUUCUUCCGAAAUUUACCGUAUCCUUCCCGUUCGCGAAGCCCUCCUGACGGGCGUCCUCGACUGCGAUCUCAUCGGAUUCCAUACCUACGACUACGCUCGUCACUUCUUGAGCAGUUGCUCUCGCAUUCUUGGAACUCCUACGACCCCUAAUGGUGUUGAUUACAAUGGCAAAUUCGUCACCGUUGGCGCAUUCCCCAUCGGUAUUGAUCCUGAGAAGUUCGUCGAGGGCCUCAAGAAACCCAAGGUUCAGGAGCGCAUUGAUGCUCUUACGCGCAAGUUCAACGGAGUCAAACUCAUUGUCGGUGUCGAUCGCCUCGACUACAUCAAGGGUGUCCCUCAGAAGCUCCACGCAUUGGAAGUCUUCUUGACAGAACACCCCGAAUGGAUCGGCAAGAUCGUGCUAGUUCAGGUUGCCGUGCCUUCGAGACAGGACGUUGAGGAGUAUCAGAAUCUGCGAGCCGUGGUCAAUGAGCUUGUCGGCCGGAUCAACGGCAAGUUUGGCACCAUCGAGUUCAUGCCCAUUCACUUCCUCCACCAGAGCGUCUCCUUCGACGAGCUCACAGCUCUUUACGCCGUUUCCGACGUCUGCCUUGUUUCCUCCACGCGCGACGGCAUGAACCUGGUCUCGUACGAGUAUAUUGCUACUCAGCGCGAGCGUCACGGUGUCAUGAUUCUGUCCGAGUUCACCGGCGCUGCGCAGUCCCUCAACGGCUCUCUCAUCGUCAACCCAUGGAACACUGAAGAGCUAGCAAACGCCAUCCACGAUGCCGUGACCAUGUCCCCGGAGCAGCGCGAGACCAACUACAAGAAGCUCGAGCGCUACGUUUUCAAGUACACGUCAUCCUGGUGGGGACAGUCCUUCGUCGCCGAGAUGACUCGCCUCUCCCAGGAGGCGACGCAGUCUAAGACGUUGAAGAACGUUGGCGGCAACGUGAUUGGUCAGGUCACCAAGGCGAUUCAGGGCGCUGUCGAUAGUGUCACCGGUAGCAAGGAUGGCGCGGAAGAUGCAAAGGAGACGAAGGCGGAGAAGCAAGAAGCAUAACGGCCAAUUGUAUAUCCAACAAAACUUGCAAACCAAGUUAUCUACUUUUCCACUGGACAAGAGGCCGCCCGGCCCGUUUUAACGAAAGCAUGAUUGAAAGAGAGAAAAGAAGAAAACGUUGCCCUUUUCGGGCAAAUUUUAGCUGGGCGAGGAAGCAUACAUGAUCGGAAACAAUGGCAUCGAGCCGAGCGGAGUUUUUGGGAUUUUCUUUUCAUGUGCUUUUGUUUCAUUGCUGAUGCUGGCGAGGGGGGUACGGAUGGACCGAUCGCAUGAGAGGGAAAUGUGUCGCACAUGAGGUCUUUCCAAUGCAUUUGUUUUGAUUUGGUUUGCUCUAGGGUGCAUGACCGUAAUAGACUAUCUACUACCUAUUUGCUCCAGGAGAGCUGGGCAAACCAGCCUACCUUGUAAACGACGCAAUACACGGUAUCAAGGGCAGGCAACGAGGAUUCAUUCAGAGUUCAUGUGCAUUCAGAGUUGUAUGAAUUUGAGAAAAAAACGGGCUAAUUUCGCAUUUGCCAGAACUAGAAAAGGGAGAAGUGGAACAAGCUACCAAAGCUUGCUCACUCGCGGAGCUCUCAAAAGGUAUCUAGAAAGGUACCCCUUCUUCUCGUCAUGGUAAAAUAUCAAGAGAGAGAGGAGGUAACGAAGUAAAAAAGCAAGCAAGAGUGAAGAUACCUGGCGGCACAAGAGCAAGAAGAAGUAGAAAAGAAGAGACAAACGUGUUGUGCUGUAAGUCCCUCCCGUAAAAGACCCCCCUCCUCCUCCCUCAUCACACUCCCGUCCCUUUGCGCUACGCAAAUCCAGCGUAUUCUCAACCUUGAAAACGCCAUCGUGGGGAUCAAAUAGUCCAACAUGAACGCAUCACACAUAACACACAAAGAAGGCCUCCCUCUCUCGUCCAACUUAGUACGGCGACGCGACGAUAUCCUCCUUGCCCAGCUUGUACCGACCGCUCUUGGGCGUCGUGAUCCGUCCAGAGUCCCUGCGGCCCAUGCUGAGCUGUGCAAAGUUGCCGGCGAUGCUCUCGCGCGUAGGGCGCUUGAGACCCUGCUUGCCGACCAUGUUGACCUCGUUGGGGAGGGCGACAAUGACGUUCUUGUCCGUUCCGAACUUGAAGUCGUCGGCCUUGACCUCCUCGGCGUAGCGCUUGAUGCGGUAGGCGGCCUUGGCUCCGCGGAGAACCUUCUUCAAGCUCCACUCCACGAUGUACGGGCCGGUAGCGGUGAUGAUGCUCGUUUCCUCGACGCCCUCGCCGGCGUUGAAGCGCGCAGGUGUGAAUGACACCGGCUUGCCGGUCUCGUGGGCGAACUGGGCAACGUGCUCGGGCGUCAGGGCCAGACGGCGAGGUUGAGGCUUGUCGGAAGCAGCGAAAGACUUUUCGAAACCAAGCUUGCCCUCGUUCUUGCCAGACUUUUGCAUCGCGUCGAUGAGCAGGAUGUACGUUCGGCAAGUGGCGAGGACCCAGCGACCAUCGGCAGAUGUAUCGAGACCGAGAAUGGCUUCACCGAGAGCGGGGAUGUGAGUCUUGGCGUUGAUUCCUAGGCGAUCGAAGAGGCGUACGUCACCCUUGUUGGAAGCGACGGCGAUGUAUCCCUUCUCCGUAGUAGAGAUAGCCGAGAAGUCGUUCUUGGAAACGUACUGCUUCAGCUGAGAAUCAACCAGCUUGGUGCCGGACAAACGAGGGUCGACCCGGUAGAGGGCAUUCUUGGAAAUACCAAGGAAGGUCGGCUCGUGGGUCACCUGGGCGAACUUGUUCUCGGGAGCAAAGUUAAGGACAGGGAUAUCCUCGUGAACAUUCCACUCGUCGACGACCUUGCCGUACUCGAGAUCCAUGCGAUACAGCUUGUUGGGGUCCGACUCGUUCUGAAGAAUCAUGUUGCGAUCCUCGUUGUGAAGCAUAACCUUCUUGGGGCUGAACAGUGUACCCUUCGGAGUCUCGACCUUGGAAAUAUUGGUGGAGAACUCGAGGUUGUUGUUCGCCGUGUGCUUGAAGACGCCAAUCUUGGAUCCGCGCACGACGAAGGACCGGUCGUGCUUGUAGCCAACCGCAAGCUGAGAGUUGACGUUGCCAUCCUCGUCCUUGGUCUCAACAUCGUCAUCCUCCUCGUCGCUGUCGUAAUGCUCGCUACGCUGCGCAUCAUCCUCUGCAUCUUCGUACUCCUCUUCCUCUUCCUCCUCCUCCUGCUCUUCGGGGGUAUCUUCCAUAACCAAAUCAUUGAAGGCGGACGUAAUGUACUCCUGUUCUCUGUCCGUCUUCUUCUCCCACUUGACCUCAUUCAGCUGCUCCCACAGAGCUCUGAGGAGAGCUUCUUGGAAACGUUCCAAAGUCGGCUGGUCCUUGAAACGGAGCAGCCAAGAGUAUGCUGAGCCAUCGGCAGAGAAGUGGUUGAAGAUGAAGGACAAGAACUCGAAGUUGAAGACAGGAUUGAUAUCUGCGAUAAUCGGGAUGCCCAACCAAGCGCGGUCCUCGCUUUCGAUUUGCAACCAGUACUCCCACUUCCCAACUUCCGUGACAGUGGCAGUGACGGCGGCAGCUUGCUGAAUGAAGGAGCCAGAGGGAUGGUCAUAAAAGUGCAGCUCACAGCUCUCGGUGGCGUACGUGUCGAGAGCUUCUGGGGCCUCGGCCGACUUCGGAGGGCCAGUCGGCUUGGACUUCUUCUCCGGCGUGACAGGCAUCUUGGCCGGCGUCUUCGUAGGGGUCUGGACAAGUGAUUGCUCUUCCUUCUUUGUGGGUGUGAUCGGGUCUUGCGGCACGAACAGACUAUCGGCAGACUCGAUUGAUCUGACGAGCGUAGGGCUGUGGAUGGGGCUUGCAGGAGGAAUCGGCUGCUCGUCCUCAAAUUCGAAUUGCUUCAGGUCGACUUCGGAUGCUGUUGUGUGCGGCUUGCGGUAUUUGCGCUCGUACUGGCACUCUUUGGCGACACGCUCGAACUGCGCAACUUGUCCAGGAGACACAACGUUGUCGCAAACGAACUCAUAGACGUCACCAGUAUCACCACUCAGGUCUCUCCAGGCCAGAAUCUUCUCCUUGCCUUCCCGGAUCUCGAUACGGAAGUGGAGGGCCUCGUCAAGCAGGAAGGUCUUUUCGUCUCUUUCGGCGGCGGCAAGUGCGUCGAUCUCGGCGUCCUCUCCUUCCUCCUCGGCUAGAAGUUCGGCCUCGCCUUCCUCGUAGACUCUCUGUACCACGAGCUGGUAUUGGAAAUCCUGCGCAGUUCGUCGGAUGCGGGCAGCUGCGUCCUUGAAGAUGAGUUCGGAGUAGCCCUUCGGCGAGAGGGGGCGAACGAGGUAGAGUUGUCCUUGGGGGAGCUCGAUGAGAGAUUCUUGGUUGCUAGAUCCAAAGAUGAGUUUGCCAACUAGAAAAGAGAAAAAAUGUUAGCAUGUACUUAAGGGUUCUGGAAAAUCGCAAACCGGCGCGGCAGUCACAAGUUGGAAAGGCGUUGAUCGCGAAACGGUGACGAAAAAUGACGCCCGACGAACGGUUCACAUGCGCCUCGCCGUCGGUCGCGGGAUAAGGCACAGCGGCGCGGUGAAUCCUCCAAGUGAUAGAGUAGCGGGGUAAACUUACCGUUUCUGAGGACAAACAUCUUG